Vicia villosa (hairy vetch) is the source of this 2244-nucleotide messenger RNA. RefSeq lists its product as uncharacterized. The transcript has 5 exons. Gene Ontology annotation, molecular function: zinc ion binding. Bases 1 to 2244 code for a protein of 747 amino acids. The record is from RefSeq and is a predicted model, not a curated record. Lineage: Eukaryota; Viridiplantae; Streptophyta; Magnoliopsida; Fabales; Fabaceae.
AUGCCUAUAGAAGCAGAAGGAAUGAAUGUUGUGAGGGAUGAAGAGACUGUUGUUAGGGAUAAGGAUGAUAUUACACAUGAUGAAGAAGAGUUAAUGUCAAAAAUGUAUGAGGAAGUGGUUGGUCAGGAUGAAGCUAAUGUUGUUAGGGAUGAAGAGAAUGUUGUGAGGGAAGAGGGAAAUGUUUUCAUGGAUGAAGAGAAUCUUGUGAGGGAUGAAGAGAAUCUUGUGAGGGAAGAGGGAACUGUUGCUAAUGUUGUGAGGGAUGAGGACAAUGUGGGAGAGGUGAAUGAUGGGUCUACUACUGAUACUGGAGAUGAUAGUGCUAAUGAAAAUUAUGGGAGUGCUAUGGAAGUGGGAUUUGAUGGUUUUGAUGAUUUAGAGGAAGAAGACUUGGAUGAUCUUCUUGAAGAUCUAGAGGGGGAACAAAGCAAACAACAAUUGGAUAAUGAUGGCUUGGAAGAGGAAAUAGUAAAUGACAGUGAGGAACUUGAAAGUGGUUGUGAUAGUGAAGAUGGUGAUGUUAGAAAGAAAAGUUACCCAAUGUUUAAUAUGAAGAAGGACAUGGCAGAUUACAAAUGGGAAGUUGGAGUGUACUUUAGGUCAAAGGAUGACUUCAAAGAAGCUAUAACAUCAUAUGUUGUGCAAAGUGGGAGAAAUAUGAGGUUUAUAAAGAAUGGCAAAGUGAGGGUGAGGGUUAAAUGCAAGGAAGGGUUUCAAUGGGAAGCCUAUUAUGCUAAAUUGCCAAAUGAAGAAACAUGGCAAUUAAGUAAAUUGGUUGACAAGCAUGAGUGCAGUAGAGAGUAUAAUGUGAAAAUGUUGACCACUAAAUGGCUGAGCAAGAGAAUUCAAAAUUCUCUGAAAAACAAUCCAAGGAUGAAGAUUAAGGACAUUAAGGCAAAGGCUCAAAGGAAGUGGAAUGUGGGUGUUAACAAGACUAAGGCUAUAAGGGCAAGAUUUAAAGCUAGAGACAUGGUUGAUGGAUCUUUCUUAGGGGAUUAUACAAGGAUUUAUGAUUAUUGUCAUGAGUUGUUAAGAGUUAACCCAGGGUCUACUAUCAAGAUUAAUGUUGAUCCAGUCCCAGAAGGUAAUGAGGACCAAAAACCAUAUUUCAAAAGGUUGUAUGUUUGCUUUGCACCAUGUAAGGAAAGUUUCAAGUUAUCUAGACACAUCAUUGGUCUAAAUGGCUGUUUUUUAAAGGGGUUGUGUGGUGGGCAGAUUCUGGCUGCAAUAGGGAGGGAUCCAAAUGACCAGAUGCUCCCAGUUGCAUUUGCAGUUGGUCUACUACCAGCAAUGGAUGAGCUUUUGCCAGGUGUUGAACAAAGAUUUUGUGUGAGGCACCUUUAUAAUAACUUUAGGAAGAAAUAUCCUGGUAAAAUGUUGAAAGAUGCUAUCUGGAAGGCUGCAAGGUCAACAUAUGUACAAGCUUGGGAGAGAGAAAUGAGGUCUAUGAGACUUAUUAGUGAUGAGGCAUAUUUACAUAUGAUGAAGACAUCUCCAAGAUUCUGGAGUAAAUCACACUUUAAGGUAACUAACAAAUGUGAUACUCUACUCAAUAACAUGUCUAAGGCAUUCAAUAAUGUGAUCCUUGAGUCAAGGAUGUCUGAUGAACAUAUUUUUGAAGUUAAGCAUGUGCAAGAUCCAACUGACAUGUUCACUGUGAACUUGAAAGACCACAUAUGUUCAUGUAGGAAGUGGGAGUUGUCUGGUUUGCCAUGUGUUCAUGCAUUGUCAUGUAUGAAGAGUAGGAACUUUAAAUUUGAAGAUUUCGUUCCAGAGUACUAUAGGAAGAGUAGGUACAUUGUACUCUACAAACCAGUUAUAUAUCCUGUGAAUGGUUCAAACUUAUGGGCAAGGACACAAUACCCAGAUGUGCAUCCUCCAAAGUACAGAAAGAUGCCUAGAAGACCAAAGAAGAAGAGGAAUCUUGAACAAGGAGAACUUGAUGGGACUGACAAAAAAAUUAGGAGGACAGGUCUGAUUGUGAAAUGCAGUAGAUGCAAGAAGUCAUGGCACAACAAAGCUACAUGUAAGGUGACAGGCCCUGCACAACCAACUAGUCAACAAACAUCACAACAGACUCCUCAAGGGCCUGCACAACCAAGUACUCAACAAACAUCACAACUAACUACUUCACAGCCAGCUACUCAACAAGUUACUUCACAGCCAGCUACUCAACAACGUCAAGCUAUUUCACAUGCUGCACAACAGAGUCAACCAGCUUCUCAGACAUCCAGAACAAGAUAA